CUACUACCAAUACCAUCACCCUCGCUACUACGAUCUGCCCUCGCAGCGUCAGAAGACUUUUCCCUUGUCGCGUUUUCCCUUUAUCAGUGGUCACAUUCCUCAGUUCAACGCCCAGCCGAGCGUGUCUUACUGCCAUUGCCCCCCGCGUGUCGCAAGAACAUGGGCUUUUCCUGAUAGGGGCAGUGCGCUGACCAUUCAGCUUUUCCUUCUGCUGCUCCUUCAUCUCGCUCCCCUGUUCUCCGCUCGCCUUGUCCCUGCCAGGCUGCCAGCUUGCCCAUCCAGGAAACCAGGCAAAUAAUGAGUGCCCAUGAAGAUCGGUCGCGAGAUCUGUGAAUUGCUGCGCCUGUGCGAUGGACGCCAAGAACUCCCUUCCUCCUCCCUCCACGGCCCAUCCUCCGGCGGCCGACCGCUCUCUACCCAUCUACCCCAUCGUCUCCCGGCCUGCUCCCUGGGCUCACGACAGCAAUAAUACCCCGGCUGUACCCCAGACCUACCAUCAUCACCAUUAUCCGCCUCCUCAUUCCCUCCCUCCGCCGUCUUCCGCGCUGCCGCCGCCCGGGCCCGGUCAUGCGCCUCCAACGUCGAUAGCCUCUGAGCCUGACGCGACCAAUGCCGUACCACCAGUUGGCGGCGAUUCCAGCCGUCAAGGCUCGGGGAAACCGGCUACAACCAAAGUCCGCAAACCUCGGAAGCAGGGGAAUGCAUCGCAGGGCCGUUCGACCCUUUUCUGGGUCCAUAACGACCCGCAAUCGGUCGCGGAGGGCACUCGAGAGGAAACGCUGAAACUCAUUCGGUCCCAUGUUAUGUCCGAGCAUAACCGCAAGAAAAGACUCGAGACGAAUAAACGAUACAAGAGCAAGACUUGGAAGCAUCUCGCGUUCCAGCCGGUGGAGACGUCCGCUUCCAGCUCGUCGACCACCUCUACCGGCGCGACGGCGUCUCCCGCCGAGCUGUCCCAGCAGCCUUCACGUACGGCAUCGCGGCACUCUCCGCGUCCUGGUCAACGUUCCUCAUCCUCCUCAUCAGACUCGCCGACUCCAGAAGACCGGCCUAUAAAUGAAGAGCCGGAGCAUGCCGAUGCGGGCCCUGAAUAUUCUGUGGCAUCAGAGGGCCCAGUAGUCAAUUACGGUGUUCAGGACGGGAGCCAGGCCCUUGCUGUUGUCCCGGAUCCGUCGCCAUAUACAUAUGUCGGACAAGGGACGGGUGAUCCUUUCAAUACGAUACAUACACCACUUUCAGAGCGCAUGUACCGGCAUCUGCAGCACUUCUUGUGCAAAUUGACGCGACUCGCAUAUCCACUCCAACGUCGGUACGGCGCGAAACUAGAGGCCCAUUGGGCUUCCCUUGUUUCGCAUGAUCCGGCCUCAUUGCACGCUUGUAUUUGUGUCGCUGCAACGAAUUCCGCACUCGAAUCCGGCGAGUUCCCAUUGACAGACGAGAAGAAAGGGUCGAGCGUGCUGCUUCUCGACACGUUCCACCACCGCGGUGAGACUAUCCGACUAGUCAAUGAGGGCUUGUCCGAUCCUAUCAAGGCCGCUAGCGAUGAGCUGAUCGCUGCGGUGUCAGUUUUAUUGACGGUUGAGAUUGCAACCGGUGACCCAGACUAUCUGAAGAUCCACCUCGCCGGGCUAAGGCAGAUGGUCGGGAUGAGAGUCAGUUUUGCAGACGUCGCGGAUGAUGUCCGAUUUCAGAUAUCAUGGACUGAUAUCCGAGUUGCUUGCAUGUCCUUGACCAAACCUAUCUUUCCAUUCGUCCGCUAUGCCCGCCCAAAGAACUUUACCAUUACCCCCCCAACAAAGGAGCUGGAAUCGACCGCAUCCAGCUUGAUGAGCUUGAAUCAGAUACCCGGCGUCUUUGGUGAUGCCAUGUCCAAAAUCAUCUACGACCUGACGGAUCUCGUCUGGUACGCGGAGUGGGUCAAAGGUGGUCCACAGGAGCAAGACUUUGACGAAGAAACCGAGUGCUACUAUAACACGGAGGUGCUUUACGUCGAGUAUGCCCUACACAGCGACCGCUAUACAUCGUCAGGAGAAGUCAAAGGGGACGCAACAAUCGAAGGCUGUGUCCGCCUGGCGUGUCUCUUAUUCCACAACACCGCCAUCUGGGACUUUUACCCGCAGAUCGCGCCAGUAUUCCCCAAACCGAUAAUCGCCCUGCAGUUGGCUCUUGAGUCAACCAUCCGCGCAGGCUGCUACCACCUCUGCCGCGGCCUGCUGAUUUGGCUGCUUUUCGUCGGGGCCUGCAGCACCCGGUUGCCGAACCAGCGGCCAUUCUUUGUCAACGAGCUUGCUUCAGCGGUGCGCCUCCAGGGCAUCCAGUCGUGGCAGGAGCUCCGCGCCGUCCUGUUCGGCUACUUCUACGUCGACCGGUGCUAUCUGGGCCCGUUGAGGGCAUUGUGGGACGAAAUCCAGACGACGCCGGCUUCGCAUCAACAUUGUAUAAACGGUUGAUAUGAUUAUAUAUACAGGUAUCUAUCUAGCUAAUGAGACAUGGUAUGAGAUGAGCCAUGUCGUGACGAAUAUACUAUACCCUCACUGCGCAUCGCAUCGACUAUAUUAAGUGGAAUAAUAAACUACGGAGUGAAGCUUGGAAAUUGGAACCCUACAGGAUCUGCCUGAUUAAAUAGCACAGAAGAUCAGUCAAUAAUUCUCCAAACAAUCGAAGUUGGAUCCAUC
Messenger RNA from Aspergillus nidulans FGSC A4, 2675 nucleotides. Its product is annotated as protein sndB. Bases 351 to 2450 code for a protein of 699 amino acids. The record is from RefSeq and is a predicted model, not a curated record. The transcript has 4 exons. Lineage: Eukaryota; Fungi; Ascomycota; Eurotiomycetes; Eurotiales; Aspergillaceae.